Messenger RNA from Zingiber officinale, 4733 nucleotides. RefSeq names its product DNA topoisomerase 2-like. The transcript has 19 exons. The coding region runs from base 47 to 4582 and encodes 1511 amino acids. Lineage: Eukaryota; Viridiplantae; Streptophyta; Magnoliopsida; Zingiberales; Zingiberaceae. The record is from RefSeq and is a predicted model, not a curated record. Gene Ontology annotation, cellular component: nucleus. Gene Ontology annotation, molecular function: DNA topoisomerase type II (double strand cut, ATP-hydrolyzing) activity; DNA binding; ATP binding. Gene Ontology annotation, biological process: DNA topological change; sister chromatid segregation; resolution of meiotic recombination intermediates.
UCCACUUCCCAUUUCGAUCUCCUUCGACACAAUCUCUGUGUCCGCCAUGGCCGCCGCUGCGAAGCUUCCCCUCCAAUCGAGCACCUUACACAACUCUACGGUAGGGGUCGCUCCUGCCCUCGCCCCCGCUCCGUCCGCUGCUGCCGCUGGCAAGAAGACCAUCGAGCAGAUUUACCAGAAGAAGACGCAGCUGGAGCAUAUCCUCCUCCGCCCCGACACUUACAUUGGGUCCGUCGAAAAGCACACCCAGAACCUCUGGGUCUACGAGAAUGGCGAGAUGGUCUACCGCCCCGUCACCUACGUCCCCGGCCUCUACAAGAUCUUCGAUGAGAUCCUCGUCAACGCCGCCGACAACAAGCAGCGAGACUCCUCCAUGGACGCCGUCAAGGUCGUGAUCGACGUCGAGGCCAACCUCAUCAGCAUCUAUAACAGCGGAGACGGCGUGCCAGUUGAGAUCCACCAGGAGGAGAAGGUCUACGUGCCGGAGUUGAUCUUUGGCCAUCUCCUAACCAGCAGUAACUACGACGACAACGUGAAGAAGACCACGGGAGGGAGGAACGGCUACGGCGCAAAACUCACUAACAUCUUUUCCACGGAGUUCAUCAUUGAGACCGCUGACGGGCGGAGACAGAAGAAGUACAAGCAGGUGUUUAAUGACAACAUGGGUAAGAAAUCUCAGCCCUCAAUUACAAAGUGCAAGGAUGGAGAAAACUGGACAAAGAUCACUUUUAGGCCAGAUUUGGCCAAAUUCAAGAUGACGCACCUUGAAGAAGAUGUGGUUGCUCUCAUGAAGAAGAGGGUAGUUGAUGUAGCUGGAAGUCUAGGCAAAUCUGUCAAGGUGGAGUUGAAUGGGCAACGAGUACCUGUGAAAACUUUCUCCGAUUAUGUAAAUCUGUAUCUUAAGUCCGCAUCAAAAGACAAAUCUGAACCACUUCCAAGGAUUGCAGAGAAGGUAAAUGAAAGAUGGGAAAUUUGUGUCAGUCUAAGCGAAGGGCAAUUCCAGCAGGUCAGUUUUGUAAAUGGUAUUGCCACGAUCAAGGGUGGAACUCAUGUAGAGUAUGUCACUAAUCAAAUCACAAAUCACAUAAUCAGCAUAGUGAACAAGAAAAACAAGAAUGCUAACCUUAAGGCACAUAAUGUGAAAAGUCAUUUGUGGGUUUUUGUCAAUGCACUUAUUGACAACCCUGCCUUCGAUUCUCAAACCAAAGAAACCUUGACCACUCGACAAGGAAGCUUUGGGUCGAAAUGUGAACUUUCACAGGAUUUCCUUAAAAAAGUUGCUAAGUCAGGGGUUGUAAAUACACUGCUCACGUGGGCUGAUUUUAAGCAAAGCAAAGAAUUGAAGAAAACAGAUGGUGCCAAGAGGCAGAGAAUUACAGGCAUUCCUAAACUUGAGGAUGCUAAUGAUGCCGGAGGAAGGAACUCGGACAAGUGCACACUGAUACUGACUGAAGGAGAUUCAGCCAAGGCUCUUGCUAUGGCAGGUGUCUCUGUAGUAGGCAGGAACUAUUAUGGUGUGUUUCCACUGAGGGGGAAGCUGUUGAACGUCAGAGAAGCUAACCACAAACAAAUUAUGGACAAUGCUGAAGUCCAGAACAUAAAGCAAAUCCUUGGUUUGCAGCAUGGGAAGGAGUAUGAUAGCACUAAAGGAUUGAGAUAUGGUCAUCUAAUGAUAAUGACAGAUCAGGAUCAUGAUGGUUCCCACAUCAAGGGAUUGCUCAUUAACUUUGUCCAUACAUUUUGGCCCUCAUUGCUGAAAGUUCCCUCUUUUAUGGUUGAAUUCAUAACCCCACUUCUGAAGGCUACUAAUAACAGAACCAAGACUGUCCUCUCAUUCUACUCCAUGCCUGAGUUUGAAGCGUGGAAAGAAAGUUUGGGUGGAAAUUCAAAUGGUUGGUCAAUUAAGUACUAUAAGGGGUUGGGCACGAGUAAAUCCGAAGAAGGAAAAGAAUAUUUUAAGAACAUAGACAAACACAAAAAAGAGUUCCUAUGGGUGGACGAGCAGGAUGGUGAAGCGAUUGAGUUAGCAUUUAGCAAGAAAAAGAUUGAAGCUAGAAAAAAUUGGCUUCGCCAAUUUGAGCCAGAGAAUUAUCUCGAUCAAUCAGAAAAGUUGAUUAAAUACAGUGAUUUCAUCAACAAGGAAUUGAUCCUAUUCUCUAGAGCAGAUCUACAAAGAUCAAUUCCUUCUAUGGUUGACGGCUUGAAGCCAGGCCAAAGGAAAAUUUUGUUUUGUGCUUUCAAGAGAAAUUUUGUUAAGCAGGCUAAGGUUGCCCAGUUUAUUGGUUAUGUCUCUGAGAACUCAGCUUACCAUCACGGUGAACAGAGCCUUGCUACUACCAUAAUUGGCAUGGCUCAAGAUUUUGUGGGCAGUAACAACAUAAAUCUUAUGCAACCUGAAGGACAGUUUGGUACCAGACACCAGGGAGGCAAAGACCACGCCAGUGCAAGAUAUAUUUUCACUUGCUUGGCUCCAAUCACAAGGUUUUUGUUUCCGAAGGAUGAUGACAUUCUUCUUGACUACCUAAGUGAGGAUGGGCAGUCAAUUGAACCUUCUUGGUAUAUGCCGAUCAUCCCUUUGGUUUUAGUCAAUGGAAGCGAAGGGAUUGGCACUGGAUGGAGUUCCUACAUUCCUAACUACAAUCCAAAAGACAUUGUUGCUAAUGUUAGGCGACUGUUGAACAAUGAACCAAUGAAGCCUCUGGAACCGUGGUACCAGGGAUUUAAGGGUCGGAUAGAGAAAUCUGCGACAAAGGAAGCUGGUGUAACCUACACAAUAACUGGUACGAUAGAGGAAAUCGACAGCACAACACUCAGGAUAACGGAAUUACCUGUUCGUAGAUGGACCCAGGAUUACAAAGAAUUCCUUGAGUCUAUGAUGACCGGGAACGAUAAGAUUAAGGAACCCUUUAUCAAGGUAUUUUUUUCUGAAAAAUUGUAUUUCUCAAUUCAAGAAUUCUACAAAAGAAUCAAGUUAGUUCAUUUCAACAUCAAUUAUCCACAGGACUAUCGGGAACACAACGACGAUAAAACAGUACACUUCGAAGUUACUCUGUCUGAGGAAAAUAUGAACAUUGCGCGGCAAGAAGGGCUUGAGAAAAAGUUUAAGCUGACGACUACUAUUAGCACCACCAACAUGCACUUGUUUGAUUCAAACUCUGUCAUCAAGAAAUACGAUACUCCAGAGCAAAUUCUCGAAGAGUUUUUUAACCUGAGAUUCAUAUUUUACGAGAAGAGAAAGAAAGCGCUGUUGAACAAUCUUGAGUUAGAUUUGCUGAAGUUGAACAACAAAGUGAGGUUCAUCCUUGGUGUAGUCAGAGAUGAGAUAGUAGUCAAUAAGCGAAAGAGAGCAGAUUUAUUCCUUGAGCUGCAGCAGAAGGGGUUCACACCCUUUCCAAAGAAAACAAAAGGCAUCGAUGCUGCUGUUGCUGGAACCACGGAAGAAGAUGGCGAACAAGAAGAAGAAAGCCCGCAAGCAGGAAAAGGAGGGGCAGUGGCUAGUGACUAUGACUAUUUGAUGUCCAUGCGCAUAGAUUCCUUGACUGAAGAAAAAGUCCAAGAGCUUUGUGCUCAAAAAGACAAACUAGAAGCUGAGGUGGAUGAGCUAAGAAGAACAUCACCCCAAACUUUAUGGUUGAGGGAGCUUGAUGCAUUAGAAGAGGAGUUAGAUAAACUCGAUCGAAAAGAAGCUGAGGCAGAGGGAGCGAGGAAGGAGAUGAGAAAGAACCACAUUGCCGGGGUUGCACCUUCGAAACAAGCAGCUAAGAAGCCGAGAAAAAAUACAGCAAACAAAUUAUCUGUCGAUGGAACAGAGAGUAGUUCUACGGGGACUGAUGCAGGCCAGAAGAAAUCUAGAGGAGGGGGAUCCAAGAGAGCUCCUGCUAAAAAGCAGCAAACGGUUGAAGAAAGCGACGAAGAAGAAGAGAUACUUGCGUUGAAAGACCGACUUGCGGCAUACAAUCUUGAUUCUUCCCCUGAUCAUGGAGCAAUGGAAACUGACACACUAGUAGUAGACCAGGAAAAGCCAAAGAAGCAGCCAAGCAGAAAUGCUGCUGCGAAGAAAGCAACAUAUGCUGUCCUAUCCGACGAUGAGGAUGACGAACCUGAACAUCACCUCAUGCCAACCAUCGAUGAACUCGACAACGAUGAUGAUUUCAGUAUCAAUGAGGAGGCCCCUAAAUCAGUGAAAGGUAAAGGGAGAAAGCCUAGGAAUGAAACUGCCGCCACCAGGAAGAGGGGUUCCACACAGGCAGCAAGCAAGGCCAACAGUCAGAAGCCCAACACCAACGUGCAGCCCGCCACCCGGGUGUCACCGGAGAAGAAGCUCAGGAAGAUGAGGGCGUCUCCUUUCAACAAGAAAAGUGGAUCAGUCUUGAGUAGACUAACAAGUUCUCCCUCCGCUAGCGAAGACUCAGGUGGCUCCAACAUCGCAGCAGCAAUCGAUGAAGUGGCAGCAGCAGUAACAGGAAGGACGAGACCGAAGAGAGACAACAGAACCAAAGCCAUUUAUGUGGAGAGUGAUUCUGAAGGAGAAGACGAGGUGGAAGAUGAUGGCACAGAGGAUUCUGACUUCCAGGAGGACUAAGAAGAUUAAGCAAAAGCAUCCAAAAUCUUGUAACUCUGGUUACUUGCUAGCAUGAACGUUCUCUUCAUGGAACUUGUAUUGUCGACUUUUAGUUGGAAAUUGUAAUUUGUACGAACGCCCUCUGAAUGGAACUUGCAUGGCUGUUAGAAAA